This is a messenger RNA of Dimorphilus gyrociliatus, 680 nucleotides long. The record is from the annotation of a GenBank genome assembly. NCBI's taxonomy places the organism in Eukaryota, Metazoa, Annelida, Polychaeta, Dinophilidae.
GUAGUUCCGCUUCCGUAUCCUGUUCGUCUGCCCUUGAAAGAGAGAAAGAAAUGUUAACCGGACGAUUGGCUUUUGCGGUUCGUCAAUUAAGCUCUACUGCUAGUAGACUUCAAUUGGUACAGGCACCUGUUCAGGUAUUUGGUGUAGAGGGUCGCUAUGCUCAUGCCUUAUAUUCUGCCGCCGUUAAAGAAAAGAAGUUAGAUUCCGUUGAUAAGGACCUUAAACAGUUGCAGAAAUUGUUGAAGGAUGACGCCCAAUUCUCAGAAUUUGUUAAAAACCCAAGCAUUCAAAGAUUAGAGAAGAAAAAUGCUAUGGAUCAAAUUUUACAAAAGUUGAAAGUUUCCAGCUUAACUUUGAACCUCUUUGGAGCUCUAGCAGAGAAUGGACGACUACCUAAAGCAAACGGCGUAUUAAGCAGUUUCCAGAAAAUUAUGAGUGCCCACAGGGGAGAAAUUGUCUGUUCGGUCACCACAGCUAAAGCUCUAGAUAAAGCAGAGUUGAACGAUUUGGAGGCUGCUUUGAAAGGAUUUUUGAAAAAGAAUCAGUCUCUCUCAUUAGAGACAAAUGUUGAUCCGUCAAUCAUUGGUGGAAUGAUUGUCAAUAUUGGAGAUAAGUACAUCGACAUGUCGAUGGCUAGUAAAAUUAGCACUUAUACGAAACUGUUGAAACAAGCUGUGUAA